Gadus macrocephalus (Pacific cod) is the source of this 3735-nucleotide messenger RNA. It is a transcript of the gene kif3a, whose product is annotated as kinesin family member 3A. Gene Ontology annotation, molecular function: microtubule motor activity; ATP binding; microtubule binding. Gene Ontology annotation, biological process: microtubule-based movement. NCBI's taxonomy places the organism in Eukaryota, Metazoa, Chordata, Actinopteri, Gadiformes, Gadidae. Bases 156 to 2339 code for a protein of 727 amino acids. The record is from RefSeq and is a predicted model, not a curated record. The transcript is spliced from 18 exons.
UCCGUCGUGACAACAGUGUUUCCAGGGUACGGAUACUAUGGGCACAGCGCUGCCAUAUAAAUCAACCUAGAAUAAAAACAAAAAACUGCCUUAAGCGCUUGAGCUUCACAGUCCCUAUACAAUCAGCGUGAGACGCUACAGUCUACACUUCAAACAUGCCGAGUAAUAAACACGACAAACCCGAGAUAAGCGACAACGUCAAGGUUGUUGUGAGAUGUCGUCCACUCAACCAGAAGGAGAAACAGAUGGGCAGCAAACAGGCCGUCAGUGUGGACGAGAUCCGAGGGACCAUCACCGUUAACAAACUAGAAACUCAGCAUGAACCGCCCAAAUGCUUCACCUUCGACACUGUGUUUGGGCCAGACAGCAAACAGCUUGAUGUUUACAAUCUCACAGCCCGACCUAUCAUAGACUCAGUCUUAGAGGGUUACAAUGGAACUAUCUUUGCAUAUGGGCAGACUGGCACUGGUAAAACGUUCACCAUGGAGGGCGUAAGGGCAGUGCCAGAGCUCAGGGGCAUCAUUCCCAACUCCUUCGCUCAUGUCUUCGGUCACAUCGCAAAGGCAGAGGGUGACACCCGGUUUCUGGUCCGUGUGUCAUACCUGGAGAUCUACAAUGAAGAGGUUAGGGACUUACUGGGCAAGGAUCAGUUGCAGAGGCUUGAGGUUAAAGAAAGGCCAGAUGUUGGCGUCUACAUCAAAGACCUCUCAGGAUACGUAGUGAACAAUGCAGAUGACAUGGACAGAAUCAUGACACUGGGCCAUAAAAACCGUUCUGUGGGUGCCACCAACAUGAACGAGCACAGCUCUCGUUCCCACGCCAUAUUCACCAUCACCAUCGAGUGCAGCGAGAAAGGUGUGGACGGGAACCAGCACGUGCGGAUGGGGAAACUCCAUCUGGUCGACCUGGCCGGUUCGGAGAGACAAGGGAAGACAGGCGCCACGGGGCAGCGCUUGAAGGAAGCCACCAAGAUCAAUCUCUCGCUCUCCACCCUGGGGAACGUCAUCUCCGCUCUGGUGGACGGCAAGAGCACCCACGUGCCUUACAGGAACUCCAAACUCACCCGCCUGCUGCAGGAUUCGCUUGGUGGCAACUCCAAGACCAUGAUGUGUGCGAACAUCGGCCCUGCGGACUACAACUACGACGAGACCAUCAGCACGCUGCGCUACGCCAACCGGGCCAAGAACAUCAAGAACAAGGCCCGCAUCAACGAGGACCCCAAGGACGCACUGCUGCGGCAGUUCCAGAAGGAGAUCGAGGACCUCAAGAAGAAGCUGGAGGAAGGGGAGGAGAUCUCUGGCUCGGAGGCCAGCGGCUCCGAGGAGCUGGACGACGGAGACGAGGAAGGAGGAGAGGCGGGAGAAGGCCGCAGGAGAAGAAGAGGAAGCAGAGGAAGUAGCUCAGGCUCUGUCUGCUUCACCUCAGUGUUGCAGGCCACCACUGAGAACAAGGCUCUUACCAGGAAGAAGAAGGUCUCCCCUGACAAGAUGUUGGAGAUGCAGGCGAAGAUCGAAGAGGAGCGAAAGGCUCUGGAGGCCAAGCUAGACAUGGAGGAGGAAGAGAGGAACAAGGCCAGGGCCGAGCUGGAGAAGAGGGAGAAGGACCUGCUCAAAGCUCAGCAGGAGCACCAGUUGCUGCUGGAGAAGUUGUCUGCCCUGGAGAAGAAGGUGAUUGUGGGAGGCGUGGAUCUGCUGGCCAAGGCUGAGGAGCAGGAGAAGCUCCUGCAGGAGUCCAACAAUGAACUGGAGGAACGCCGGAGACGGGCUGAGCAACUUCGCAGAGAACUGGAGGAGAAAGAGCAAGAGCGUCUGGACAUCGAAGAGAAAUACACCAGCUUGCAGGAGGAGGCCCAAGGGAAGACCAAGAAGCUGAAGAAGGUUUGGACCAUGCUGAUGGCGGCAAAGUCAGAGAUGGCUGACCUGCAGCAGGAGCAUCACAGGGAGAUUGAAGGCCUGCUGGAGAACAUCCGCCAGCUGAGCCGCGAACUCCGCCUCCAGAUGCUCAUCAUAGACAACUUCAUCCCCCAGGACUACCAGGAGAUGAUAGAAAACUAUGUGCACUGGAAUGAAGAUAUAGGAGAGUGGCAACUGAAAUGCGUGGCGUACACUGGUAACAAUAUGAGGAAACAGACCCCAGCACCGGACAAGAAAGAAAAAGAUCCCUUCGAGGUGGACCUGUCCCAUGUGUACCUGGCCUACACAGAGGAGAGUAUGCGCCAGUCCCUUAUGAAACUAGAAAGACCCCGGACCUCCAAGAGCAGCAAAAGCGGUCGACCCAAGACCGGCAGGAGGAAGAGAUCUGCAAAGCCAGAGGCUGUAAUCGAAUCCCUCUUGCAAUGAAGUCUUCUUAAUGUUGCCUUGCUAAGCAAACCCACGUUUAAACUUAGGAACUGAAGUCAUUAUUUUGAAGAUUUGUAUUAUUUGUUUUUAGUUAUGUAAAAGGUUAAUUGGAAUACACUGUAUGGUUUUAAAUGUGACGAUGUUUGGACACUACUCAAGAUUGAGGGAUGUAUAAAGUGUAAUCUGUUAUUAUUCGGGUUGUUAGAUCCAACAAUAGAAAAGAAUAACUUAUGCAGCCGAAUGUACACGAUUCAAUGGAUCUUGGACCGAAACACAGCUCAUAGAAAACAUUUCUUAGGUUGCCUCAAAUGGAAUUGGUGCACUUUCUGAAACAGAAACGAUACCUUUAUCACCAGGUAAAUGAGUUUCACAUAAUGAUACGGAUCGAUAGAGACCAAAUAAUUACCAAUGUCCAGUCUGUCAGUCAAAUAUCCCCAGACAUUUGGCUAAUGUUGUCUAGGAUCACUGGUAAUGCGUUGAAUUAUAUAGUACAGAAUUUCAUGCUAAAGCUUUAAGUGUUAACUAUAGUAAUCAAAGCAAGGGUUAGAUCUAGCAUUUUGUUUGUCAUCAAAUCAGUGACCUUAACUUGUAGAAAACCAUGUCAGUAUACUAAUGUCUUGUUGUAAAUGGUAGGACAUGCAUGCCAUCCACGGCCUACAGUAGUGACAUUUUUUAAAUUAGAAACUAAGCAAAUCUUUCUUCUUUCUCUCAGAUAUCUUUUGAGAUGUAGCCUACAAGCAUAUACAUUAGUGUCAAAUGCACUAGCAAUUUUUUUUUUCACAUUGUUGCAUAAUUUCAUAACAUGGUGUACUGCAGUGCAAGAAAAGAGGCGUUAUAUCAUGCUGUAUGUCAACUGUUUACAUUCACCAAUCUUUAUCUCUGUAAAGUUAAUUUAUUAAAUUAUUCCAUGUAUUAUUUUCACAUAUUUUGUUGAAUUCAGUCGUUGCAAUCCAUUUCUCAAUUGGUUCACCCAUGCAAUGUUAUCAAUUAAUGUGAAAUAUUUGCAAAUCAAUUGGAAGAAUCUAGAAUACCUUAUUGUUUGUUAAAUUCUUCACAUUACUGAAGGAAAGAAAAAACCUAAAUCCAUUAUACUGUUGACCCUCAUCUAAUGUCGGUAUCUGUAUACGCACAUUCAUCUGCACUAUUCAUAUCUAUAAACAUCCCCACACCUGCACAGACACACACCCGCACCAACACAAGUUGAUACAUAAUGAAAUAAUUAAUUAAUUAAUUAAUUAAUUAGGGAGGGAUAAAGAGUAGAUUUGCCUGCUAGUAUACAACAUACAAUUUUUUGGAGUAAUUACAGUUAUAUUUUGGGCUGGAAACCUCAAUCAACCUCAGUCUGUGAGUGAGUAAACCUGCCCUGAAACAAAUAAAAUGCAAUACAUUUGCAGUG